Messenger RNA from Penicillium argentinense, 2097 nucleotides. RefSeq names its product sensor histidine kinase/response regulator Fos-1/TcsA (gene fos-1). NCBI's taxonomy places the organism in Eukaryota, Fungi, Ascomycota, Eurotiomycetes, Eurotiales, Aspergillaceae. The record is from RefSeq and is a predicted model, not a curated record. Bases 1 to 2097 code for a protein of 698 amino acids. Gene Ontology annotation, molecular function: histidine phosphotransfer kinase activity; phosphorelay sensor kinase activity. The transcript has a single exon. Gene Ontology annotation, biological process: phosphorelay signal transduction system; protein autophosphorylation.
AUGGUUCUGGACCAGCAGAUGCUCCGUCUCACCCUGGAGGAUCGUCAGCCCGUCGACUUCACCAAGGUCAUCACUCCACCAACCGAGAGUGACCAGACGACGUCGCCGACGGCAUCGGCCGUAUCGCAUGUCUCCGAAUCUCGAGCGCAGGACAAGGUGGGCGCCGUCGCCGACCCCAUGAGCCGCAUCUAUCGACACACCCCAACGCCCACCAUCGUCCUUGAUGGCACCCUCCGUGUGCUCGAAGUUUCCGACAGCCACCGGAAUUUAUUUCGACAGAGCCGCGCGCAGUUGCUCGGGACGAGCAUCUACGAAUUGCCGCCGCGCAUCGUCCCAGCGCCCGAUAUUGCGCUGCUGAGUGGCGCGCUGGGCGCUGCCCUCACCACGCGAGCAGCCCAGGCUAUUAAUGCCAUUUCAGUCGCUGGUGUCGAUGAACACUUUACAUUGCGUGUCACGCCCAUCUUUGAAGAUGAUGCGUUGAUCUACGUGCUGCUGGAGGCCCAGUCCAGCACCCGCGAACAGCGCGCCCUCGCCCCGGCCCAGGAGCAACCGUUCCUCAACGAGACGUAUAAGAUUCUCGUCGACACCGUCAAAGACUACGCCAUUUUCAUGCUUGAUACCCAUGGUCACAUUGCCACAUGGAACUCGGGCGCAUCCAUCCUGAAAGGCUACACCACGAGCGAGAUUAUCGGAAAGCACUUCUCCGUGUUCUACAGCGCCGAAGACCGGGCAGCCGACAAGCCCGGACGGGAGCUCGAGAUCUGUUUGCUGGACGGCAAGGUCGAAGAUGAAGGCUGGCGCUAUCGCAAGGACGGACAGCGCUUCUGGGCCAAUGUCAUGAUCACCCCGAUCUACCAGUUUGGCCGACAUGUGGGGUUCGUCAAAGUCACCCGCGACCUGACGGAGCGCAAGGCCGCCGAGGCGCGCUUGAUCGCAGCCUUUGAGGAGUCGGCCAAGCUCAAAACGGAAUUUUUGGCCAACAUGUCGCACGAGCUGCGCACCCCGAUGAACGGCAUGUUCUUGGCCUUGACCAUGCUCUUACGAACCCCCCUCAAUGACGAUCAGCGGGAAUAUGCCUCGAUCCUCGAAGAUUCCACCUCGAUCCUCCUCCAAGUGAUCAACGAUGUGCUCGAUUACUCGAAGCUGUCCUCCGGGACUUUUUCUCUUACAUCAGACGUGGUCAACAUCCCCAGUGUGGUCAAUGCGGUCGUGCGAAACUGCCAGCCGUCCGUGAAGGCCGGGGUGGCUCUGGAAACCUUCAUCCCCGAUGAUUUCCCCCAAAAUAUCAAGGGCGACCCAUUACGGUUUCGGCAGGUGUUACAGAAUCUCGUCGGCAAUGCCGUCAAGUUCACCGAGAAGGGUUAUGUGCGGGUGAACGCCUCGCAUACCCAAGACCCCAAGGAUGCUCAGCUGUGUGACGUUUCGAUUGAAGUGGUGGAUUCGGGGAUCGGCGUGCCCGACGACGCCGUGGGAACGCUUUUCACGCCCUUCACGCGAUUUGCCGACUCGGCCAGCAGACGAUAUCAAGGCACGGGACUGGGCUUGUCGAUUUGCAAGAGUCUGGCGGAGCUCAUGAACGGCGCCGUCGGGUUCCAUGCCAACCCGGAUGGACCGGGCAGUGUGUUCUGGAUGUCGGCCAAGUUUCGACGCAUGGAUUCCCCGGCCCACAGGCGCCUGACGUCGCCUGUGCCGACGGACCCCUCGCCUAUGUUGCAAAAGGUGGCGCCGCAGAGGCAGGUCUUGUUAGUGGAAGAUAACAGGGUCAACCAAACGAUUAUGCUCAAAUUGCUGGGAUCCCUCGGGUUCGAACGUGUGGAUGCCGCCUGGGACGGGGCCGAGGCCGUGCGCAUGGUCAAGCAGAAGCGACUGGCGUACAGCGUGAUUCUGAUGGAUAUCAACAUGCCUGUCAUGGAUGGCAUCACCGCGACCGAACAAAUUCGCGCGAUGAAUGUCGAUGUGCCCAUCAUCGCCCUGACCGGGAAUGCCCUGAAAGGCGACGCGGAAACAUACUUGGCGAAGGGCAUGGAUGAUUACAUUGCCAAACCUCUCCAUCGCCAGCAGUUGAUCGACCUGCUCUGGAAAUGGUGUGGACCGUAA